Molecule: messenger RNA, 8417 nt
Organism: Microcebus murinus (gray mouse lemur)
Lineage: Eukaryota; Metazoa; Chordata; Mammalia; Primates; Cheirogaleidae
Source: RefSeq, a predicted model, not a curated record
CGCACGCUUCCUACGGGUGCUCGCGCGGCAGGGCUGCCAGAAGUGUUUCGGCUCCAGCUCGCGCUGGAGCUUCCACACGUCAUGUUCCUACUGUGCCUCUGGACUCCAUGGGUCCUUCUCACGUGGCAGUCGUUGUGGCUGUUGGUCCAGGCAGCUCCGCUUCUGGAGUGGGCCUGGAACCCUGUCCCACUCACCUCCGAACCCCCAAGACCUACUGAGCGCCGGUAUUCCCGCUCCUUUGAUGUCUCACUCGAAUCGCCCCCUGCGCUUACACCCUCCGCAGACCCCGAGGGCUUUGCUUACCUGGGGUCCUCUGCUUCUUCCCAGAUGUUGGGCCCGCCUCAGGAGUUGACUGAGACUUCGGCUCCAUUCCUGGACACGCAGUCAGCUCAAGAGCUGCUUCCAGGGCGAGAUCAGUUUGCUGUUCCACAUCGGGAUCUGAAUGACAAGCUGACUCAACGACAAAGGCUCCCCGAGGUGGUUCCAGUGCCAGGUUGGGAUCAGUCUCAAGUCCUACCUCAGCCUCCUCAACUCAGAAGUAAGAUUCAAGCUGUAGGUCUAGAUCAGGCUGCAGAUCACCAGGCAUCAGAAAUACUUGUUCCACCUCUAGAUAGUCAGAGUUCAAAACCAACAAGGUUUAUUAUUUCACCAAAGAUCCUAAAGAAAGGUCUAGCCCAGCAUCGACGGCUUGCUAGGGUGGCUGUUGGAACUUCAAAUCAAUUUGCAUCAAAACCACAGCAUCAAAAACAAACUCUACAGAAUGAUAAUUAUCUAGAUCCAAUUAUGGAUAUAGUUUAUCCUCGUGGCCUACCUCUGGAAUUCCCACAGAAAUUACAUGAGCCUUCAAGGCCUCCUGAACUUUCUCAAUUCCAUCUAGAGGAUAAAACUCAAAAUCUAGAGACCCCUGAGGAGAUCCAAUCUUCUUCACUCCAACAAGAAGCCCCAGAACAAUAUCCUGAGGAGGUAGAACAUUCUUCAACAGAGCAGGAGGCCCCAGCUCAGCAGCUACCUGAUACUGAAGAGGUUGUAGCUCAGCCGUCAAUACAUCAUGAAGUAAAUGUUCCAUCUCCAAGGCGGACUGCAGCUCAACGCUCAGUCUUGUCCAGAGUCACAGUUAAACAUGUGGAUCUUGAGCUUACAGUAAGUCCAGAGCCAAGUAACAACAUUGAACCUACUCCAAGUCAGCAGCAGGCCCCAGCUCAGCCUCCACAGCACCAUGACGAGGUACAACCUUCCUCAACCCAACAAGAGGCCCCAGCUCCUGAGCAGGUCGAACUUCCCUCAACACAACAGGAAGGCUCAGAUCAAAGACCAGAGCUCCCUGAGGAGGUUGUACCUUCUGCCACCCAGGAGGAGACCCCAGCUGAGUCUCCAGGCUUUCCUUUGGAGGCUAAACCUUCCCUUAGUGAGCAGGAGCAGCCAGAUCAGCCUUCUGAGUCUCCUGAGGAGAGUGAACCUUCUCAGACCCAGCAAGAGGCCACAGCUCAAGCUCCAGAGUCCUCUAUGGAGAGUACAGCUCAAACUCCAUCAAAUCAUGAGGUGACCAUUCAACCUCAUCAUUAUAACUUGCCCAGUGUUACAGUUAAACCUCUGGAUGUGGAGGUUACCAUAACUUCAGAGCCUACCAAGGAGACUGAAUCUUCUCCAGCCCAGCAGGAGGCCCCAGUUGAGUUUUCAGAGCUUCUUGAGGAGGUGGAACCUUCUGCCACCCAGGAGGAGACCCUAGCUGAAUCUCCAGUCUUUCCUGUGGAGGCUGAACCUUCCCUUAGUGAACAGGAGCAGCUAGAUCAGUCUUCUGAGGAGAGUGAACCUUCUCAGACCCAGCAGGAGGCCUUGGCUCAAGCUCCAGAGUCCCCUAUGGAGAGUAUAGCUCAAACUCAAUCAAAUCAUGAGAUAACAGUUCAACCUUAUCAUUAUAACUUGCCCAGUGUUACAGUUAAACCUCCAGAUGUGGAGGUUACCAUAACUUCAAAGCCUACUAAGGAGACUGAAUCUUCUCCAGCCCAGCAGGAGGCCUCAGUUGAGUUUCCAGAGCUUCUUGAGGAGGUAGAACCUUCUGCCACCCAGGAGGAGACCCCAGCUGAGUCUCCAGGCUUUCCUAUGGAGGCCAAACCUUCCCUUAGUGAGCAGGAGCAGCCAGCUCAGCCCUCUGAGUCUCCUGAAGAGAGUGAACCUUCUCAGACCCAGCAGGAGGCCACAGCUCAAACUCCAGAGUCCCCUGUAGAGAGUAUAGCUCAAACUCCACCAAAUCAUGAGGUAACAGUUCAACCUCAUCAUUAUAACUUACCCCAUGUUACAGUUAGACCUCCGGAUGUGGAGGUUACCAUGACUUCAGAGCCUACCAUGGAGACUGAAUCUUCUGCAGCCCAGCUGGAGUCUCUAGCUCAGCCUUCAGAACAUCCUGAGGUGGAACCUUCUCCAAUCCAGCAGGAGCAACCAGCUCAGUCUCCAGGGCAUCAUGAAGUAACAGUUUCACCUCCAGAUAACUAUCAAACUCAGCAUUCAGACUUGCCCAAUGUAGUUACAUCUCCAGGUCAGCAGUUCACCACAGCAGGAGAGCCUACUACAGAGGUGGGAACCUCUCCAGUCCACCAAGAGACUACACCUCAACUCUCAGGGCAAGUCAAUGAUGUGGAACCUUCUUCAACCCAGCAGGAGGCCCCAACUCAGCCUUCGGAGCUCCCUAAUGAAGUUGUAGCUCAACCUCCAGAGCAUCAUGAGGUAACAGUUUCUCAAGUUCAGCCUCCAUUAUUACACAAUGUCACCAUAAAACCUGUGGAUCAUGCGGUUACCACAACUCCUGAGUUCACUAAUGAAGUUGAAAUUCCAACCCAACAGGAGGCCCCAGCUCAGUUUACAGUGUCCCCUCAGCAGCUUAAACCUUUGAAAGGCCAAGAAGAGGUUAUAAUUCAGCAGCAAAACUUCCCUGAAAAGGAUGAACAUUCUCCAACCCAUCAAGGGGUCCCAACUCAGCCUGAAGAACUUCCUGAGGAACCAUCUCCAAGCCAGGAGGAGAUCUCAGCAUUACCUCAAGAGCCCUUUGUAGGUGUUAGACCUUCACCAGGCCAGCAACAGCACACAACUCGGCCUCUAACAUCCUAUACAGUUUUCACUCCAAUUAAUUAUACAAUGGGACUUUCACCUCUAGAUCUGUCUAUGAUUUUCAGAGGCUAUUCAAUGUUGCCUAAAACCACAGUUAAACAUGUGGAUUUGGAGAUUACCUUAACUACAGAAGAGCCCACUACAAAUGCUAAGCCUUACUCAGUCCAGUGGGAGGGCACUGCUCAGUCUACAGUUUCCACUGAACAGGCUGAAUUUUCUGCAACCAAGUCUGAUCCCUUUUCUGCACUUCAGGAUCGCCCUGAAAUGUUUGAAUCUUCCCUAGUCCAGCUAAAGGCCACAGCUAAGCCUUCACAUCCUCCUAAGGGAUUAGUACAUUCUCCAGUCCAACACCAGACCCCAGCUGAGCCACCAGCGUCCCCUAAGGAGGUUAAACUAUCUGGGACCCAGCGGGAAGCCUUGGGCCGUCCUCCGAAGUCCGCUGAAGAGGUCAGACCUCCUCUACAUCAGCAGGAGUUUCCAGCUCAGCCUUCAGAGUCCCCUAAGGAGGUUGUAGCUCAACCUUCAGUGAAUUAUGAGAUGACAGUUCCAUCACCAGGUCAGGAUCAAGCCCGGUAUCCAAUAUUGCCCAUUGUUACAGGUCAACCUGUGGACCUGUGGCUUACCAUGACUCCAGAACCCACUACAGAGGUUGAACUUUCUUCAGUCAUGCAGGAGACCCCAACUCAAUCUCCAGAGCCACCUAAGGAAGUUGUAGUUCAACCCCCAAUAUCUCAAGAGGUUACAAUUCCAACACCAGGUCAAGAUCAAGUCCAGAAUCCAACAUUGCCCACUGUCACACUUCAACCUUUGGACAUGCAGCUUACCAUAACUCCAGAACCCACUACGGAGGUUGAACUUUCUCCAACCAUACAGGAGACCCCAACUCAACCUCCAGAGCCACCUAAGGAAGUUGUUGUAGCUCAACCCUCAACAUCUCAGGAGAUGACUGUUCCAACACCAGGUCAGGAUCAAGCUCAGUAUCCAGGGUCACCCAGCGUCACAUUUCAACCUUUAAAUCUGGGGCUUACCAUAACUCCAGAACCCAGUAUACAGGCUGAACAUUCUACAGCUCCUCCAAAGCCCCCUGAGGUAGCAUUUCCACAUCCGCACCAGGUUGAGGUUCAGCAUCCAAACCUGACUGAAGGCACACUUCAACCUUUGAACCUGGACCUUGCCAUGACUCCAGAACCCACUACAGCUGUUGGACUUUCCCCAGUCAUGCAGGAGACUCCAACUCAACCUCCAAAGCCACCUAAUGAAGUUGUAGUUCAACAUCCAGUAUUUCAAGAGGUGACACUUCCAACACCAGGCCAGGAUCAAGCUCAGCAUCCAGCAUUGCCCAGUGUCACAGUUCCGCCUGUGGACCUAGCACUUAACAUAACUCCUGAACCCACUAUGGAGGCUGAACCUUCUAUAGCCCUGAUGAAGACUACAGCUCCUCCAAAACACUCUAAGGUGACAUUUCCACAUCUGGACAAUGUUCAGGCUCAGCAUACAUACCUGUCUGAAGUUACACUUCAACCUUUUGAUCUGGAAUUUACCUUAACUCCAGGACCUAAUAUGGAGGUUGAAUCUUCUCCAACCAUGCCGGAGGCCCCAACUCAGUCUCCAGAGCCACCUCAGGAGGCUAUAGCUCAACCUCCUGUGAAUUAUGAGAUGACAGUUCCAACUCCAGGUCAGAAUCAAGCUCAGCAUCCACUGUCGCCUAUUGUCACAGUUCAACCUUUGGACCUGGGGCUUACAGUAACUCCAAUGUUCACUGCAGAGGUUGAACAUUCUGUAGCUCCUUCAAAAUAUCCUGAGGUGACACUUCUACAUCCAUACCAGAUUCAGACCCAACAGCCAAACUUGAAUGAAGUCACAGUUAAACCUUUUGACCAGGAAUUUACUGUAACUUCAGAACCCCCUGCAGAGUUUAAACCUUCUGGAACUAUACAGGAGACCCCAACUCAGCCUCCAGAGCUGCCUAAGGACGUUAUAACUCCUGUGUAUUAUGAGAUAUCAGUUCCAACACCAAGUCAAGCUCAAGCUCAGCAGCCAAUGUCAUCCAGUGUCACAGUUCAACAUUCAGACCUAGAGUUUUCCAUGAUUUCAGUACCCACCGUGCAGUCUGAACAUCCUGUCACCCUGGAGAAAGCUGUAGCUCCACUUCCAGACCAGGUUCGGACUCUGCCUGAAGUUAUAGUUCAUCCUUCUGAGAUGGAUUUUACUGUAAAUACCAUCUCAGAACAGCGUGCCACCACAUAUGCCACCAACAUAUGUGAGCUCUGUACCUGCAAAGAUGAGACAAUGUCAUGUGUUGGUCUCAGACCAAAGCAGAGGCUCCACCAAGUGCCUGUGCAGGAGCCUGAUGUCUAUAAUGGCACCUUCACUGUCUUGAAUUUCCAAGGAAAUGCUAUUUCUUACAUUGAUAAGGAUGUCUGGAAAUCAUACCAUUGGACUGAGAAACUAAUCCUCAAUGAAAAUCAGUUGACCGAAUUACAUAAAGAUUCAUUUGAAGGCCUGCUAUCCCUCCGGUAUUUAGAUUUAUCCUGCAAUAAAAUCCAGUUUAUUGAAAGAGGAGCAUUUGAAUCACUGCCAUUUUUGGAGUUUCUAAAUCUUGGUUGCAAUUUACUCACAGAACUCAGCUUUGGAACAUUUCAGGCUUGGCAUGGAAUGCAAUUUUUACACAAGUUAAUUCUCAAUCGUAAUCCUCUGACCACUGUUGAAGAUUCAUAUCUUUUUAAAUUGCCAGCAUUAAAGUAUCUAGACCUGGGAACAACACAAGUUCCACUUACAACAGUUGAGAACAUCCUCAUGGCGACCCUUGAGUUGGAAAAACUGAUCUUACCUAGCCAUCUGGCCUGCUGCCUCUGCCAAUUUAAAAAUAAUAUUGAGGCUGUCUGCAAGACAGUGAAGCUGCAUUGUGAGAAUGCAUGUCUGACAAACACCACAGAUUGUCUUGAAGAAGCAUCUCUAGGGAAUGUAGGAGGAUCUACGCUCAUGAAGGUAUUACAAGCCCGGAAGCAGCACACCAGCACUGAGCUGACUAUUGAGCCAGAGACACCCGCAGAUAAAAAUGGCAUCAGCUUGUCAGGCUUCAUGAAUGAGCCGCUGGACUUCAAUGAUGAAAGCGAUGUUAUUAGUGCACUAAAUUACAUAUUGCCUUACUUCUCAGAGGGAAAUCUAGAAGAUGUAGAAUCAACGUUAUUACCGUUCAUUAAACUGCUUCUUUCAAAUAUACAAGAUGGAGACAAGCCCCGGAGUCAUCUGAAAAACAAUACAAAGACCGCCUCUCUUGAACCUGCAUCCAACAAUUCACCUUACACAAAUAAACUGAGGAAACUCUAUUUUCUGGAAAAUUUGUUAGAUGCAGAAAUUCAAGACAAAAUUGAUGAGGUUAAAAAGAAAGAAAAAACUGCUAUGCUUAUGCAGUCUAGCCUUUUCAGUCCGAAAUUUAAACGCCAAAUCUUUACCCCCAAAUUGGAAACUAUUCAACCACAGGAAAGCAGCCUGGCACAGAUUGAGGGUAUAGGGAAAAGGCAGCAGAGGAUGAAGCUAGUCCUCAAGGGGCCCAAGGGCAUAAGGAAAAAGGUCUUAGAAGAGGAGAGAAUCAGGAGGAAACAGAGUGCCUGGCCCAUUGCAAAGAAAAUUGCCGAAGCGAGAAGGCUUGGGAGACCAGUGCCCAGUGAAAUGGAACAGCUUCAUGCAGUGCAGAGGCCCAGGAAGUUUGUGGAAAGCUCCUUCCACACCAAGCCUUCGUUCACACAGGAGCAUAAGACAGCUGUCUCUUCUUUACUGAAACAGGACUCAGUGGGCGUGUCUUCUGCUCCCACCACUGUGAAACCCCCACCUGAGGUUAAAAACAAAUCAGAAGACUUGAGUGACACCAUUUUUGUUUUAGAAGACGCAAAUGCGAGAGUUAAAAGUAUGGAGGCUGCUAAGGCAAUCAUACAUUCCAGAAAAAAAUACCACUUUCAUAAAACUCAUUCCCAUGUGGCCCAUAGAACAACACCCAAGGCCAAACCAAGUCAAGAGGUCAAAAAGGAAAGUUUGCUCAAAAGACUGUUAUUUGCAAACAGGCCUCCAUUCUCUCCAGUAAGGAGCCUCAUAAAUUCUCCUUCACAUGAACCUUUUUCAUCUUUAGGAGACCUGAGUCCUCAGGAGAAUCUUUUUCCAGAAUUAUUUCCUCUUUCAGACCUUUCCACAGAAAACAUUAGAACAUUCCCUGAAGGAAAUACUUUUGAAGAAAACAUUUCUGUAAAUAGCACUGCUGUGCAUGAAGAAACCUUACCUGAAAGCACAACCUACAAGAAUCCUUCCGAUGCAGAGUCCACUGGGGCUGCAUUCAACAUAAUACCAGCGGUUAAAGAAGCCAAUGAAACCCAAUGGGAAUACCACAACAUGGGCACCGACUCAACCCCCAUGCCCAAAAGGUUGACUUAUCCAACCCCUUCGUCCCCAGGUGAUCAGUUUGAAAUUCAGCUAAACCAGCAGCUACAAUCCCUCAUCCCCAGCAACGACGUGCGAAGGCUCAUUGCUCACGUCAUCCGGACUUUGAAAAUGGACUGUUCUGAGAGCCAUGUGCAGUUAGCCUGUGCAAAGCUCAUCUCUAGAACAGGCCUCCUGAUGAAGCUUCUCAGUGAGCAGCAAGAAGUAAAAGUAUCCAAGGCAGAAUGGGACACAGAUCAAUGGAAAACGGAGAACUAUAUCAACGAGAGCACAGAAGCCCAGAGCGAACAGAAAGAGCAGGAGUCCAGUGAGCUCACUAAAGAAGUUCCAGGAUAUGGCUAUAACAACAAACUCAUCUUGGCAAUAUCUGUGACUGUAGUAGUGAUGAUUUUGAUUAUAAUUUUCUGUCUCAUUGAGAUUUAUUCUCACAGAAGAGCAUCACAGGGAGAUUCAGAAGGAUCCUCGAGGAGGGGCUUUUUUGGAUUUCUGCAUAGAAGAAGCUCAUCGCAGAGUGGGACCCAGGAGGGGUGGUUCAGGUGGCCACUUUGGCUUAGGGAUAUGUACAGACCUCUCAAUGCCACACGCCAGAAAAACAUGGCAGAUCAGCUGCACGACAAGGAGUCUUCUGAUGAGGAGGAGAUUUUCAACAAGGAUGCUGGGGAGCUCUCUGAAGUUGUGGUGACCACACCGAUGGAGUCGGCUACUGAAGCUGAGGAAAGUGAGAACCCGCCAGAGGAGGAUGAGGAGGAAGGAUAGUAACCAGAGGAGGAUGAGGAGGAAGGAUAGUAACCAGAGGAGGAUGAGGAGGAAGAAUAGUAACCAAGCCCACCUCAGGCUGCCUGUGAAUACAUUUUCUAUAUAUUAUAUAUGGCUUCUGAGCAUUA